AUGAAUGAUGUUGUGGCCUUGUCACGGCAAAGUCGUGGGAUGCAUAGCGUUAUCGACGUCUCCAAUCGCCACAAAUAUCACGAAUUUAAACUCGGUCGAGAAGGACGGAAUUUCACAGACCAGCUCCAGGCUGGCCAGGACAUGCUGCUCAAAAUCUUGGCCACCCCCUCUUUCGCAGACUAUCGUCGCCUAGAGUUGUUUAGAGGCGAAACAGACUCUGGUGUUGCUUCCUUUGAAUCUGAGGUUACUCAACGGGUCCUCUCUCCAGAAGAUAUCAACAGACUCAAACAGGCCCUAACAAAAGCCGGACUUGAAAAGCAUCAGGACCGAGAAUCUAUCCUGUCUAUCCUUAGACAAGAUCCAGUUUUCUUUAGGUCCCCCGAGCAGCUUCCUGGGUUUGGCGUCCACUGCCUACAGGGUGAUGCCAAUGGACUGAUCGGCAGCCAAAAUGUCAUAAACGUGGAUAACCUGAGGGACCUCAGCUCUUCAAGCCUCCCCGUAGGCCUGUCGCCGGGCAUAUCUAAUACCGAAUCCGUUGAUCAUGGCGUCAUCGGCAGCGAUCAAGAUUCCUUCCGCCAGCAUCCAGGUUCCCUAGGAAGCAUAAGCAGCAGCGACAGCACCCGCGGAAGUGCACCAGACAGCCUUGACACAGAUUCCCUACCGAGAGCGCUUAUAGACGGUUCAGCGCCCACCAGCUCCUCCGGCGCCAGCGCGUUAAGUCCUAUGGCAGCAAAUAAGCAUGAUGCCAGCCCAGGCAAGCUCUCGGCGCUUCACAUCGCCCCGCAGGAGAGCCACCGCCGGAUCAUGCGUGUGCUGCUCCAGCACGGUAUUGACUGCAAUGAGAUGGAUAGCGACGGGCUCACGCCCCUGGCGCCCGAGCGGCUUGGCUGUGGCUGGGAGUUUUGGACUCCACCCAAGGUUUUGGAUUUGGUAUGA
Messenger RNA from Penicillium soppii, 936 nucleotides. Its product is annotated as ankyrin repeat domain-containing protein. The transcript has 2 exons. Bases 1 to 936 code for a protein of 311 amino acids. NCBI's taxonomy places the organism in Eukaryota, Fungi, Ascomycota, Eurotiomycetes, Eurotiales, Aspergillaceae. Gene Ontology annotation, molecular function: protein binding. The record is from RefSeq and is a predicted model, not a curated record.